This is a messenger RNA of Tilletiaria anomala UBC 951, 1998 nucleotides long. Its product is annotated as putative CYB2-L-lactate dehydrogenase. NCBI's taxonomy places the organism in Eukaryota, Fungi, Basidiomycota, Exobasidiomycetes, Georgefischeriales, Tilletiariaceae. Bases 213 to 1748 code for a protein of 511 amino acids. Gene Ontology annotation, biological process: lactate metabolic process. The record is from RefSeq and is a predicted model, not a curated record. Gene Ontology annotation, molecular function: heme binding; L-lactate dehydrogenase (cytochrome) activity. The transcript has 5 exons.
GCUUUCUUCCGCACAUUUUCGACAUUCCCCGCAUACGCCGUACCCGCCGCUGGUACCAAAGAUCUUUCCCUUCGCUCGACUCAUCGAUACACCUCGCGUUUCCGUCGUCGCUGCCGGAGCCAAAGUCGUAGUCCAACCAGUCGCGGAGCACCAGGCACCCUCGCGCAAGCAAUCAACGCACAGGAUCCCCUCGCCACACGCUGACAGACACGAUGCUGAAAUAUGAGGAGGUUGCGAAACACAACACCCGGGAUAGCUGCUGGGUCAUCGUUCAUGGUGAAGCCUACGACGUCACGGAAUUUCUGCCCGACCACCCUGGCGGAAGUAAGAUCAUCUUGAAAUACGCCGGCAAAGACGCAACUGAAGAAUACGACCCGAUACAUCCCCCUGGAACGCUCGAACAGAACCUUCCAAAGGAAAGAUGCCUAGGCAAGGUGGAUCCGGACACGCUCAAGGAUGGCGCCGCACAGCUACAGCGUGACAAGAAGGAGGUCGGACCUUCUAUAAAAGAGGAUAAGAUCCCCCCAAUGGAGCUCUGCCUCAACCUGUACGACUUUGAAGUGGUUGCCAAGCGUGUGCUGAAGCCUACCGCCUGGGCAUACUACUCUUCCGGUGCAGACGACGAGGUGACCAUGCGCGAGAACAGUGGCGCAUUCGGCCGGAUCUGGUUCCGUCCGCGCAUCCUGCGAGACGUGAGCAAGAUCGACUUUAGCACCAGCAUCCUCGGCCACAAGUGCAGUAUGCCCCUCUACAUCACCGCCACCGCCCUCGGCAAGCUCGGCCACCCGGACGGCGAGAAGAAUCUGACCAUUGCCGCAGGAAAGGAGAAGAUCAUCCAAAUGAUUCCCACGCUCGCCAGCUGUUCAUUCGACGAGCUGGUCGAUGCACGCAUCGACGAGAACCAGGUCCAGUUUUUCCAGCUGUACGUCAACUCGAACCGCGCUAUCACGGAGAAGAUCGUGCGCAAGGCCGAGGAGCGCGGCGUCAAGGCACUCUUCAUCACCGUUGACGCGCCGCAGCUCGGACGCAGGGAGAAAGAUAUGCGCAUGAAGUUCGAUGAUGUCGGCUCACGCGUGCAGAAUGAUAACAAGGACAAUGUCGACCGGAGCCAGGGCGCUGCGCGCGCUAUCUCGAGCUUCAUUGACCCGAGCUUGUCGUGGGACGACCUGAACUGGUUCCGGAGCAUCACACGCAUGCCCAUCAUUCUCAAGGGCGUCCAGACGUGGGAGGACGCAGUGAUGGCUGCUGAGCUCGGUCUCAACGGCAUCGUCCUGUCCAAUCACGGCGGGCGGCAGCUCGACUACGCGCGCAGCGGGAUCGAAGUGCUCGGCGAGGUCGUGCCAAAGCUGCGCGAGCGUGGCCUCUUCCCCAACCCCAUGUUCCAGAUCUUUGUUGACGGAGGCUUCCGGCGCGCAACGGACAUUCUCAAGGCUGUCGCCAUGGGGGCCACUGCCGUCGGCAUCGGUCGGCCGUUCCUGUACGCGUACUCUUCGUACGGUUGGCAGGGCGUGCAGCACGCUAUUCAGCUGCUCAAGGCGGAGAUGGAAAUGAACAUGCGCCUCCUCGGUGCGCCGACGCUCAAGGACGUUGUUCCAGAGAUGGUCGACACGCGCGCGCUCUACACGCAUACCAACACCGUACCGGAAAGCUCCGGCUCGCAGGUGUAUGAAAAGAUGAGCACCGCCAUCGGUAAAGCGGGUGAUGCGGCUACGAUCGCCGACAUUGCUGAUAAGAUGAGCAAGCUAUAAGUUGUCGCCACUUGUGCCUGCCUGUCUUCCUUGCAUGCACCCACCUUUUGUAUGGCUUAAUACUGAAAACCUGUAGAUCGGCCCAUAUCAACUCAGGCAGCUUUGUAACUUCAUUUGCUAUGUAUCUAGCAGACCAACCGCUCUCCGUCGAACCAGCCCCUGCCAGCCCAUUCGUUUCGAUAUUGGAAAUAUUGGGCCUGUCAAACAAGAUUGUUCUUGGAGUAAUCUAUAUGCAUUGACUAAAAAUGAC